Messenger RNA from Homo sapiens (human), 1272 nucleotides. RefSeq names its product endonuclease G (gene ENDOG). Lineage: Eukaryota; Metazoa; Chordata; Mammalia; Primates; Hominidae. Gene Ontology annotation, molecular function: protein homodimerization activity; hydrolase activity; nucleic acid binding. The record is from RefSeq and is a predicted model, not a curated record. The transcript has 4 exons. Gene Ontology annotation, biological process: response to estradiol; positive regulation of hydrogen peroxide-mediated programmed cell death; cellular response to glucose stimulus. Bases 186 to 935 code for a protein of 249 amino acids. Gene Ontology annotation, cellular component: perinuclear region of cytoplasm; mitochondrion; perikaryon.
ACACCCGGUUGGGCUCUGCUGCUCCCUUCUGGGUUCCGAGGCCCAAGCCCUUGGCAGUGUUUGUGAGUGGAAGGGAGGUCACGCUAUCGUCCGCGGCCCCAGCAGCCCUGUGCCCUCGUUGGAUCCCGCGACGCGGCUCCUUUAAGAGCCUCGCGGGUCGCCCGCCGCUAGGUCGCUCCCCGGCCAUGCGGGCGCUGCGGGCCGGCCUGACCCUGGCGUCGGGCGCGGGGCUGGGUGCGGUCGUCGAGGGCUGGCGGCGGCGGCGGGAGGACGCGCGGGCGGCGCCGGGACUGCUGGGCCGGCUGCCCGUGCUGCCCGUGGCGGCGGCAGCCGAGUUGCCCCCUGUGCCCGGGGGACCCCGCGGCCCGGGCGAGCUGGCCAAGUACGGGCUGCCGGGGCUGGCGCAGCUCAAGAGCCGCGAGUCGUACGUGCUGUGCUACGACCCGCGCACCCGCGGCGCGCUCUGGGUGGUGGAGCAGCUGCGACCCGAGCGUCUCCGCGGCGACGGCGACCGGCGCGAGUGCGACUUCCGCGAGGACGACUCGGUGCACGCGUACCACCGUGCCACCAACGCCGACUACCGCGGCAGUGGCUUCGACCGCGGUCACCUGGCCGCCGCCGCCAACCACCGCUGGAGCCAGAAGGCCAUGGACGACACGUUCUACCUGAGCAACGUCGCGCCCCAGGUGCCCCACCUCAACCAGAAUGCCUGGAACAACCUGGAGAAAUAUAGCCGCAGCUUGACCCGCAGCUACCAAAACGUCUAUGUCUGCACAGGGCCACUCUUCCUGCCCAGGCUCGGGAUGGAGUCCAGGCCUCAUCACCUAGUUCCUUGGUGCUGUGGGCAAAUGACCUGUGUCCCCCUCUGCAAAACCUGUGACCUCUUGGUUGAUGUCACAUGCUUCCCCAGGGCCUGGUCCAUGGACAGAGGCUGAUGGGAAAUCCUACGUAAAGUACCAGGUCAUCGGCAAGAACCACGUGGCAGUGCCCACACACUUCUUCAAGGUGCUGAUCCUGGAGGCAGCAGGUGGGCAAAUUGAGCUCCGCACCUACGUGAUGCCCAACGCACCUGUGGAUGAGGCCAUCCCACUGGAGCGCUUCCUGGUGCCCAUCGAGAGCAUUGAGCGGGCUUCGGGGCUGCUCUUUGUGCCAAACAUCCUGGCGCGGGCAGGCAGCCUCAAGGCCAUCACGGCGGGCAGUAAGUGAGGGUGGAGCCCAGUGAGACUGUGGGUGUGUGCAGGCCGGGGAGUAUUAAAGGUGGUGAUUUUUGGA